Molecule: messenger RNA, 1680 nt
Organism: Macrosiphum euphorbiae (potato aphid)
Lineage: Eukaryota; Metazoa; Arthropoda; Insecta; Hemiptera; Aphididae
Source: the annotation of a GenBank genome assembly
AUGGCAGCCGGAAUAAUGCAAUCCAUUGACGAUAAAGUCGAUGAGGAUUUUUUGUUCUUUUUAGAACAUUAUAAUGAAGCUUUUAUUUCGUUAAGAUCCCAAAGUGACAAAGAAAUUUGCAAUAAAUGGUUAGAUAAGCUCGCGAUUGAAACGUAUAAGACUACAAAUGAAAAACAAAUACGUAAUAUAUAUUUAUCACAACUGAUUUUAAAUAUGAACAGCCGUAAGCUCAGCGCUCCGUUCAACGAUCCCCCUAAACCAGACAAGUUGUCUCUGGACGGUGUCUUUAAGGAAAUUACUGCCAAACCUAGUUUAGAAGCCCAAAAAGAGAAAGAAAUUGAAGAUAAUAAAAGGAAAUGGUCUCAAUUUGUUCGAAACCGAGAAAUGGAAAUGAUCGACUUAAAUCAUCUAUCGAACGAUGGACGAACUUACAUAGCGUGCAAAACUUUAGCUGAAGAUGCUGGUUUAUUCGCAUACGUAGCUAUAACCCUGGGUGAUACAACAUGUGGAUGGGUUAAUACGUGUGGCCAACCAAUCCCUGCGCCUCAAGUAAAGUCGUUAGACUUAAAAGUGGACAUGUCUGACGUACAGAAUAAUGAAUCUAAUAAAGAAAACAGAAUGUAUCAAUUAACGGCCGAAAUUAAAAAGAUUUUGUUAAAACGAAAGGCACCGGAAAUUCGGAUUUCAACUUUUGAGUUUUUCAAAAAAGUAUACAGCAGUAUCGAACAAGAGAUGUUGAGCGAAGGGGAUCUUAACAGUACCGCUUGUCGCGAUCCAUACGUUGAGAACCUGCUUGAAAAACUAAUAAUAGAGAGCAAAGGAUGUGAAAACUUCGACCCACAUGAAUUCAAAAAAAUGAAAAUGCUAUCAACGUUGAAAAAAAGAGUGAAGAAUAUACUACGAGAUAUCGAAAAGCGUAACAACGAACUUCACGAAAUAGAAGUUGCUUCGACGUCUGCAUUACUUACUCUAACCAGCCCGGCAUCCACCUGUACGAACUCCGUGUCCGAAAUGAUGUGGGAGAGAGCUUUAGCGGAAAACCCCACAGUUGAGGUUACCGAUGGACUGUACAAGACAUAUCCCGGUUGUUUGGUUCAAGUGUUCUUAUCUAUAUUGGUGAGAGAACGCCAAAAAAUUGUCCUCCGACUUCUGGAAAAACAAGAUAACCUCAUAGUGGAAAUGCGAAGAGAUCUACAAACCGAAAUCAAACAUGGAGUACAGUAUUAUAAGGUCGUUGUGACGAAACCGAUUUGUACGGGAAAUAUUGUUAUUAACACAAUCGUUUUACAGGUUGCCAGGAGAGAAUGGAUGGACGUCAUGCGGGUGAUAAUACAUUACAACAAAAUAAAAGCCAGUCUUACCGAAAAAGACAACGGAUGCAACUCGAACAUCAAAGGCGGUUAUCUAGAUGAUGCGAUUCGCAAGGAAAUCGACGAUACUAGGAGACGGCUGGAUAAAUUAAACGGGAAAAACGAGAAGUUACAAGAUGAUAUUUGCGAACUCAACAAAACAUUACACGAGAUGAUGGAAAAAAUUGAUAUGGAACAAUUACAAACCGAUGACCUGUUGCGUGAUUUUCAAAACGAAAUAAACAGCGAAAAAAAUCUAAUAACGGAAAGGGCUCAAACUAUCGAACAGUUAGGUGGGAUGUUACAAGCACGCCAAAAAUGUAGUCCUUAA